CACUACUCCCACUCCUCUGCCCCUCCCCUCCCCUCCCACAAUUUUUUUCACCAUCCCUCUCCUCCUCUGUCACAUAAAAAAACAGAGGAAAGGAAAUUCCUUUAUUAAUUAUUUUUUUCAGAGAAGCAAAAAAAAAAAAAAAAAAAAAAAAAAAAUGGGGCGUAGAAUCUGAAUAGCUUCUUCUCUCUGCUUCGCUUUCGCUGCGAGUGUCCCAAUAUGGGUUGGGGGUGGGUUUGAAUGAGAGACCCAAAAGAGUAAUCUCACUCCCUCGACCUAAAUUCCACCUGUAUUGGUUUAUCAAUGGCAGCUUCGGAGGCAGCUCAGGAGGUGCUCCCAUGGCUCAAAACCUUACCUUUGGCUCCGGAGUACCACCCGACCCUAUCCGAGUUCCAAGAUCCGAUUUCCUACAUUUUCAAGAUCGAGAAGGAGGCCUCCAAGUAUGGAAUCUGCAAAAUCGUCCCGCCGGUGCCACCCUCGCCGAAGAAGACUGCAAUUGCGAACCUGAACCGGUCGCUGUCGGCGCGGAACCCAGAGUCCGAGCCCACAUUCACGACCCGGCAGCAGCAGAUCGGGUUCUGCCCAAGAAGGCCCCGCCCGGUUCAGAGACCCGUGUGGCAGAGCGGCGAGUAUUACACGUUCGAGCAGUUCGAGGCCAAGGCCAAGGCCUUCGAGAAGACCUAUUUGAAGAAGUGUGGUGGUGGUGGGAAGAGAGGUGGGGCUGGGGCGCACCCUUCGGCCCUGGAAAUCGAGACCCUUUAUUGGAAGGCCACCGUGGACAAGCCCUUCUCAGUGGAGUACGCGAACGACAUUCCGGGCUCGGCCUUCGUGCCGUUUAGUCCCAAGAAAAGCAGGGAGGUGGGGUGGGAGGGUGUGAGCCUUGGAGAGACUGCGUGGAACAUGAGGGGGGUGUCGCGGUCGAAUGGGUCUCUGUUGAGGUUCAUGAAGGAGGAGAUUCCUGGGGUCACGUCUCCGAUGGUGUACGUAGCCAUGUUAUUUAGCUGGUUCGCUUGGCACGUGGAGGAUCACGACUUGCACAGCUUGAAUUACCUGCACAUGGGGGCCGGGAAGACGUGGUACGGCGUGCCGAGGGACGCCGCUGUCGCGUUCGAGGAGGUGGUCAGGGUUCAUGGCUAUGGAGGAGAGAUCAACCCUCUUGUUACUUUUGCUAUUCUUGGGGAAAAGACCACAGUGAUGUCACCUGAAGUGUUUAGUAGUGCAGGGGUUCCAUGUUGCAGGUUAGUGCAAAAUGCUGGGGAAUUUGUUGUCACUUUCCCACGAGCCUAUCAUACAGGGUUCAGUCAUGGAUUUAACUGUGGGGAGGCAGCUAAUAUUGCAACUCCUGAAUGGUUGAGAGUUGCUAAAGAUGCUGCUGUUCGAAGAGCUUCUAUCAAUUAUCCUCCCAUGGUGUCUCAUUUCCAGUUACUUUAUGAUCUUGCACUGGCAUUAUGUUCAAGAAUACCUGCGAGCAUCAGUGCUGAACCACGAAGUUCUCGGCUAAAAGAUAAGAAAAAGGGUGAAGGAGAAACAAUGGUUAAAGAGCUAUUUGUGCAGAAUGUAGUACAGAAUAAUGACCUGCUUCGCAUUCUUGGAAACGGAUCUUCAGUUGUACUUCUUCCACAAAGUUCUUCUGAUAUAUCCGUUUGUUCGAAAUUACGUGUUGGAUCCCAGUUAAGAGUAAACGCCAGCUUGGCCCCUGGUUUAUGCAGUUCUGGGGAAGUGAUGAAAAUGAAAUCCUCAAGUGUAGUUUCUGAUGAUCUUGUGCGAGACAGGAACCAGGGAAUUGGGCUAGUGAAAGGUUCCUUUCCAGUGAAAGGAAAUUUUGGCUCUUUGUAUGAGAGGAACAGAAUAUCCUCAUUGAGUAGAUUUAAUAAUAUGUGCUCCUCAAAUUCCAAGACACUGAAUACAGACUGUGAAAGAGAAAACACAAUUCAAAGCGAUGGGUUGUCAGAUCAGAGACUAUUUUCAUGUGUCACAUGUGGAAUUCUAAGCUUUGCUUGUGUUGCCAUCAUUCAACCAAGAGAACCAGCUUCUAGAUACCUUAUGUCAGCUGAUUGUAGCUUCUUUAAUGAUUGGGUUGUUGGUUCUGGAGUAGUUGGUGAUGGGUUUACCAUUGCUAACGGGAGUGCAAUUACUUCUGAUCAGGAUAUUGGUACAGGUAGGUUUCUAGAAAGAUCUCCUCUUGAAACUUGCCUUCAUUAUAUGAUCUUAGAUUGUGAUCAAGUAGAGAUUUUCUAUGUUUCUGGACCUGGCAUCUAUGUCCAACAUGUGCCUUUCGGGUGAGAUGUCCAGGGCUUUAGAUCCUUCAUUAUUUUAUUAGUUUAUCAGUGUGGUCGUAGCCAGCCUAUUCUAAUCACUUCUGGAGCAUGGGCCUUCAUUUCUUUUGAGUAGCCAGGAGAAAUUAUCUUUGUGUAAUGUGUUGUAUACUAAUGAACAGUCUAAGCUAGUGUGUAAUGGGUU
Molecule: messenger RNA, 2457 nt
Organism: Corylus avellana
Lineage: Eukaryota; Viridiplantae; Streptophyta; Magnoliopsida; Fagales; Betulaceae
Source: RefSeq, a predicted model, not a curated record